Tremella mesenterica DSM 1558 is the source of this 477-nucleotide messenger RNA. RefSeq lists its product as uncharacterized. NCBI's taxonomy places the organism in Eukaryota, Fungi, Basidiomycota, Tremellomycetes, Tremellales, Tremellaceae. Gene Ontology annotation, cellular component: cytoplasm; actin cytoskeleton; Arp2/3 protein complex. Gene Ontology annotation, molecular function: actin filament binding. Bases 1 to 477 code for a protein of 158 amino acids. The record is from RefSeq and is a predicted model, not a curated record. The transcript has 5 exons. Gene Ontology annotation, biological process: regulation of actin filament polymerization; Arp2/3 complex-mediated actin nucleation.
AUGGCAGAAUACGCAUUCAGAAAGAUAGAUAUCGACGCUUUAGACGAAGAUGUCAUCUUACCUUCCGACUUGUACGACCCGGAUCCUAGAGGUGCACAGGGGGUGUUGGAUGAUGCAAAGAGAAAGUCGACAGAAGCAAGGGGUUUGGUUUCGAGAGGUGAUAUAGCCGGAGCGUUAAAAGAAAUCCUCGCUGAUCCGCCAUAUGGAGAAGGUAUGGAAGAAGCUCGAAAUCUCACCACUCAAGCACUUCUUUUAAUCCUCAAUUCAACAAGAGCUACAGAUAUUCCCGGUAUAUUGAAAAAUUUGAAACAAGAUCAACAAGAUCGUCUUAUGGCUUAUCUUUAUAAAGGAAUGGCAGCUUUAGGUCAAGGGGCCGAUAUAAGUGGAUCGGUAUUAUUGACAUGGCACGAGAAGCUCACCGAGGUGGCAGGUGUAGGAUGUAUAGUCCGAGUCAUGACCGAUCGAAGAACUCUAUGA